AGCUCCCCGCCCCACACCGGGUUGUGUUUACACGCGCACUGAAGGAGCGCGGAGCACACGGCCCCCAGCCCCCGGGAGAGAGCGGGGCAGCGACGCGGGGUCGGGGCUGGAGCCUGCCGGCUGGGGGCGGAGCCGACUGGGGGGCGGGGCUUGCCUGCUUUUGCCCCCCAAGCUCCCAAACUUUCCUGCAACUCGGCAGCAGAAGCCCCCGCGAAGCAGCCGCCGCGUCCCCAGCGUAUCCCGGCCGGGGAAGGAGCAGCGGGGCCCGCGGGCUGGACCGGGGCUGACGCAACGUCCGCGCGGGGAUCCACCUGGCCGGGCUGCGAGCCGGCCCCGGGCGGCAUGGAGAGGCUCUCUCCUGCGCUGUCUGUGGACUGAACCGCUUGGUGUCAACGUGUCCGUGCCAGCCGGGUGCAGCCAGCGAGACGGAGAGUUGGCAGGCGGGAGCCCCCGUGGCGGGCUGCGCAGAAGACGCCCGAGCCCCCAGCCAUGGCGGAUAAAUGCAGCAGGGGGUUACUGAAUGGUGCCGUCCCUGGGGAGGCGACCAAGCGAGAUGAAAAUGUGAAACGGGGCAACUGGACCAACCAGAUUGAGUUUGUGCUGACGAGUGUGGGCUACGCUGUGGGGCUGGGCAACGUGUGGCGCUUCCCGUACCUCUGCUACCGCAAUGGGGGAGGAGCCUUCAUGUUCCCCUACUUCAUCAUGCUGGUCUUCUGCGGCAUCCCCCUCUUCUUCAUGGAGCUCUCCUUCGGGCAGUUCGCCAGCCAGGGCUGCCUCGGCGUCUGGAGGAUCAGCCCCAUGUUCAAAGGCGUGGGCUACGGGAUGAUGGUGGUCUCCACAUACAUUGGCAUCUACUACAAUGUGGUGAUCUGCCUCGCCUUCUACUACUUCUUCUCCUCCAUGACGCGAGUGCUGCCCUGGACCUACUGCACCAACCCCUGGAACACGCCCGACUGCACUGGGGUGCUGGACGCCACCAACGGCUCCGCCGCACCACUCCUCAACCUCACCCAGCUCCUCAACCACACACUCAAGCGCACCAGCCCCAGCGAGGAGUACUGGAGGCGGUACGUGCUGAAGCUCUCGGACGACAUCGGGAACCUGGGCGAGGUGCGGCUCCCCCUGCUGGGCUGCCUGGGCAUCUCCUGGGUCGUCGUCUUCCUCUGCCUCUUCAAGGGCGUCAAGUCAUCAGGAAAAGUGGUGUACUUCACUGCCACCUUCCCCUACGUGGUGCUCACUAUCCUCUUCGUGCGCGGCAUCACCCUGGAGGGUGCUGUCACCGGGAUCAUGUACUACCUGACGCCCCAGUGGGACAAGAUCCUGGAUGCCAAGGUCUGGGGAGAUGCUGCCUCUCAGAUCUUCUACUCGCUGGGCUGCGCCUGGGGGGGGCUCAUCACCAUGGCAUCCUACAACAAGUUCCACAACAACUGCUACAGGGACAGCAUCAUCAUCAGCAUCACCAACUGCGCCACCAGUGUCUACGCCGGCUUUGUCAUCUUCUCCAUCCUGGGCUUCAUGGCGCAGCACCUGGGUGUGGACGUCUCGCAGGUGGCCGACCACGGGCCCGGCCUGGCUUUUGUGGCCUACCCUGAGGCCCUGACACUGCUGCCCAUCUCACCCCUCUGGUCUGUCCUCUUCUUCUUCAUGCUCAUCCUGCUGGGGCUGGGCACGCAGUUCUGCCUGCUGGAGACGCUGGUGACGGCCAUUGUGGAUGAGGUGGGGAACGACUGGAUCAUCCGCAGAAAGACGUUUGUGACGCUGGGCAUGGCCAUGGUGGGCUUCCUGCUGGGCAUCCCACUCACCACCCAGGCUGGGAUAUACUGGCUCCUGCUGAUGGACAAUUACGCCGCCAGCUUCUCCCUGGUCAUCAUCUCCUGCAUCAUGUGCGUCUCCAUCAUGUACAUCUACGGACACCAGAACUACUUCAAGGACAUUGAGAUGAUGCUGGGCUUCCCGCCCCCCGUCUUCUUCCAGAUCUGCUGGAGGUUCUUCUCACCCACCAUCAUCUUCUUCAUCCUGGUGUUCACAGUGAUCCAGUACCGGCCCAUCGCCUACAACACCUACGUCUACCCACCCUGGGCCAUCAGCAUCGGGUUCCUCAUGGCGCUGUCCUCCGUGCUCUGCAUCCCACUCUACGCUGUCUACAAGCUCUGCCGCGUGGAAGGGGACACGCUGCUUCAGCGUUUGAAAAACGCCACCAAGCCCAGCCAGGACUGGGGCCCGGCGCUGGCUGAGCACCGGGCUGGGCGCUACGCCCCCACCCCCCGCCUGGAGGUGCAGCUGCUGAACCCUGAGAAGCCGCGGAGUGAGGACGUCGCCCUCCCAGGGCAGGGCAGCAACGGCUCCGCCCACAGCCAAGACUCCAGACUGUGACCCGGCGCCAGCCCCUGCACCCCUGCCACGCCCUGCUCGGUGACGCACUGCAGUGCCCCCUGCACCGGGCACCGCCGGGGGCUCCCCGUGUGUGCGUCCCCCCCCUCCCCAUGGUGUGUUACCCCUCGUGUUUACAGUAGGGCCCCGUAGCCGGGCCCAGCACACAGCCCGCCCGCG
Gopherus flavomarginatus (Mexican gopher tortoise) is the source of this 2550-nucleotide messenger RNA. RefSeq names its product solute carrier family 6 member 9 (gene SLC6A9). The record is from RefSeq and is a predicted model, not a curated record. Gene Ontology annotation, molecular function: glycine:sodium symporter activity. Gene Ontology annotation, biological process: sodium ion transmembrane transport; glycine import across plasma membrane; synaptic transmission, glycinergic. Gene Ontology annotation, cellular component: plasma membrane. The transcript has 14 exons. Lineage: Eukaryota; Metazoa; Chordata; Testudines; Testudinidae. The coding region runs from base 490 to 2373 and encodes 627 amino acids.